Columba livia (rock pigeon) is the source of this 1917-nucleotide messenger RNA. RefSeq names its product Spi-C transcription factor (gene SPIC). Gene Ontology annotation, biological process: regulation of transcription by RNA polymerase II; cell differentiation. Gene Ontology annotation, cellular component: nucleus. Gene Ontology annotation, molecular function: sequence-specific DNA binding; DNA-binding transcription factor activity, RNA polymerase II-specific. The transcript is spliced from 6 exons. Lineage: Eukaryota; Metazoa; Chordata; Aves; Columbiformes; Columbidae. The record is from RefSeq and is a predicted model, not a curated record. The coding region runs from base 1035 to 1790 and encodes 251 amino acids.
UUACAAGCCCAAAUCAUCCAGAGAAGUCCUACAAAAUGGAAUUUGUCGUUCAGAAAACCACAUACCUGUAUUAAAAUACUUCACACACGCACACUCAAUAUUCUGAAGCUUUGUGGUGCAAAUUUUGAAAAGGCAGCUUGCAUCUGAAACCAGCAGAUAAUGGUUGAUCCUGACAUUGGCUUCAGAUGACUUCCACUCAGCAUUCAUAGCCAGGCUAGUUCUUUACUAUUGCUUUUGUUUGAGGUAGUGUAUAUAAAUAUUGUAAGAGCUAAUUACUAUUCUACAGGAAAAUGGUGAGGAAAUUUUGUAAAAUGCGACUUCGAAAGUCUUGUAUGCAAAGAACCAGGGCAGAGAAGCAAUAAGAAGUUCUGUACUAAAAACAUAGAGUCCUCAUCCUAUAGGAUGCAGCAUCAUGGCUUAUAGCUGCUCAGAAAGUGUGUGACAAAUCAGCAACUACAGCUUGUCUGAAUCUUUACUGGAUACUUCAGUAAAUGCUUCAGAGCUGGGCCAGGGCUACAAACAUGAGCUUUGAAGCAGAGUUCUGAAAUUCCCUGAAACACUUAGUUGGGGGUCUAGUUUGGUCUGCUUCUUACACUGAGCUAAGCAGGAGGUUGAAAUAAAACCUCAAGGUCCACUGCAGUCUAUGUGAGACAGGUGAUGGAUGAAGGUUUUUGCCUUAGAGAUACCAUGCUGGUGACAAGAUGUGCUAUUAAACCAAAAGGAAUCUCUCCCAGUGGCCUAGAAUCUGCAAGUCUUGGACAAUAUUACAACAUUUAAUUUUAUUUUAUAUCAGUCCAAAUCGCCCUUCUUUUGUGCAGAAUAAAGGGCCAUGCUAGCAGUGUACUAUACCUUUACUCUUCAAAAAAUCCCUAGCCAAAACACUUCCCUAAAAUCAGCUAUUUAAUGCAGCCCCUUUGCCAGCCCAUUGUUGUGGGAACUCAGUCUUUCAUUUAUUUAUGAAACCGAACAGAUUCUUGUGUUGUGUGUGGAGCUGAAAUUGUAGGAUUCAAGUUUUUAUACCUAAAUAAUGAAUAAUGUCCUUGCAGAGUUUUCCUGAUCAAGAUGUACUGGGCCAGGCUUUCGAAGAUGCGCUAGAAGUACUGCAGCAGCACUCUGACAGAGAAAUGCAGUAUUCACCAGGAUAUAAAAACUGCCUGACUGUGAUCAACCACCACCAUCACCUCCGAGCGAGUCCCAGCUACUCUGCAGCACCAUCUACAGAGGACCCAGGGUACAGCUGGAGAAAUGUGGUUAACAGUGCAGUGGAUUUUUAUGCAGAAGAGACUGGCUACCAUACACUGCAGAAUACUCCAGAAAGCCAAGUGAUGCAUGCUGCUGCUGGCCAGCCAAAAACAGGGAAAGGCAGAAAAAAACUUCGACUGUUUGAGUACCUUCAUGAGUCUCUGUAUGAUCCAGCUAUGGCGAACUGCAUCCAAUGGGUGGAUAAGCCCAAUGGUGUCUUCCAGUUUGUCUCCAAAAACAAAGAGAAGCUUGCAGAGCUGUGGGGAGAAAGAAAGGGAAAUCGCAAGAUCAUGACAUAUCAGAAAAUGGCCAGAGCACUGAGGAAUUAUGGAAGAACAGGUGAAAUCGUAAAAAUACGAAGGAAGCUGACAUACCAGUUCAGUGCUGUUGUUUUACAGAGACUUGCUCCAUCUUAUUUCUUGGGAAAAGAAACAGUUUAUCAUCCGUACAUUCAGUCUAAUCAAGAAUAUCAGUGUGCAGAUGAGUGGAUCAGUUACAAUAAUUACAUGUAUAACAAUGGUUAUGCAGUACAGCAUGCUAACAGCUAGAUGUGCCUUUCACAUAAACAGGCCUUUGUUAGCUCAUAAUACUUCCCAGCACAGGAACUCUUCUCUGUACAUAGCUUUUCCUUGAAGAUGUCAUACAAACACACCAAAAGAUGGGUUUUGAAACUUG